Messenger RNA from Schistosoma rodhaini, 681 nucleotides. The record is from the annotation of a GenBank genome assembly. Lineage: Eukaryota; Metazoa; Platyhelminthes; Trematoda; Strigeidida; Schistosomatidae.
AUGGAAUCCAAGCUUGUAUCAAGGUGUAUUUCACCUCCAGAAUAUAUAUCGAAACAAAUCUGUUUUAUAAUGAAUAAUCUUACUGAAUAUAAUCUAAAAAGUCAAGUAGAUGAAAUCACUACUAUUAUACCAUAUUAUUUUACUCAAUGGCUUGCUUAUUCAAUUAUAAAUCGUAUUGCUUCAGAACCAAGUCAACAUAAUGUAUACUAUAAGUUUAUAACAAUGAUUUCAGAACAUUAUACAAAUUUUGAGACAAUGAUGUUAGAAAUUUUAACAAAAGAAAUUGAUUAUUUAUUAAAACUACCAAAUCUUAAUGUUUCUAAUGGUAAAAUAUUAAAAUAUUUUGGUGGAUUUUUGGGUCGUUUAACAAUGGCCUAUGAUAUUCCUAUACAACUAGAUAUCAAAUCAUUAAUUUAUACAACUUUUAAAGAUAAACCAAACUUAUUAGAUUAUAUCAUCUCAUUUAUAUCGGAAUUAUUAAAAAAUAUAAAAUAUAGUAAACGAAUAAAACUAUCUAAUCCAUGGGUUACAGAAAUAUUACAAGUCAUUAAAGAAUUACAUCAUAUCACUGAUAAAUUAAAUGUACAAUUUGAAAUUGAAUUAUUGUUUAACUUUUUAGAAUGUGAUUUUAAUGAAUGGAAAUCUACUUAUUAUCUUAGAAGAUGUAUUGAAAAAAAAUGA